AUGGAACCGCAUGGGUUAUAUAACACUAAUGAUAAUGAGGUAAUACGUCGAGAGGAGAAACAUGUAUCAUCAUCUACGCCACCAAUACACGGAAAACUCGUCGAGAUCCUUGGGAGAAAAGCUCAAAAAAUCGAUUGGCAUGAUUAUGCGGCCAUAGCUCGUGAUAAUGCUCGAACAGGUCUGGGUGAGGGUGGUGCAGGUGUUGAACCGAGUACGCAAGAACGAAAUAGUGGUGCAUUUCAACAACUCUAUCGAGAAAAUGGCUUUCACGCUUUUAUAUCUGAAAAUAUCUCCGUCCAUCGAUCAAUAAAAGAUAUCCGACAUCCUGACUGUAAAAAGAAACUCUAUUUAGCCGAACUGCCCUCCGUUAGCAUUAUCAUUCCUGUUCGGAAUGAACAUCUGACUACAUUACUACGAUCGAUUUAUAGCAUAUUAAAUCGAACACCACCAAAACUUCUGACGGAAAUCAUUCUUGUUGAUGAUGCCAGUGUGAAAGCUAAUUUAAAAUCGCCGCUCGAUAAUCAUAUCGCUAAUCUAACCAAAGUUCGCAUUAUUCGCCUUCAGAAACGUGAAGGACUCAUCCUUAAUAUUAAUUGGCUUCCGCCAUUGAUUGAACCGAUUGCUUUGGAUUAUAAAACAAGCGUUUGUCCGCUGAUUGAUGUGAUUAAAUGGGAAACCUUUGCCUACGUUACACAGGAUGAAGGUGCUCGAGGUGCAUUCGAUUGGCAGAUGUAUUACAAACGGUUACCGUUGUUACCCGGUACUGCUGAAAAGCCAACUGAACCAUUUGAUGACCCAGUGAUGGCCGGCGGUCUUUUUGCAAUUAGUAAAAUAUGGUUUUGGGAAUUGGGUGGUUAUGAUGAGGGUUUGGAUGUUUGGGGUGGUGAACAGUAUGAAAUGUCAUUUAAAAUCUGGCAAUGCGGAGGACGUCUUGUCGAUGCGCCUUGUUCAAGAGUGGGACAUAUCUAUCGACAAUUUAAUCCACAUGGUGGUCUCGAUUUUGGAGAUUACCUAUCACGAAACCAUAAAAGAGUAGCUGUCGUUUGGAUGGACGAAUAUGCUGAAUAUAUAUAUAAACGAAAUAGUCGAAUACGCCAUGUAGACCCGGGCGAUAUUAAAAAACAAGUGGCAUUAAGAGAAAAGCUACAGUGUAAAUCUUUUAAAUGGUUUAUGGAAAAUGUUGCAUUCGAUCUUCCUCAAUAUUAUCCACCUGUUCCACUUCCAGCAUACGCUGAAGGAGAAAUUCGUAGUACGGCUGCAGAUCUGUGUAUAGACACAAAACACGCUGGAGAACGUGGAACAUUCGGUCUCGAUGAUUGUGUAAAAGAUCAGCAAGGAAGAAGUGGUGAACAGAACUUUGAAUUGAGUUGGCGACAAGAUAUUCGACCCAAAGGUCGUGAAGUUUGCUUUGACGUCCCCAGUCGGGGCAAACGUACACCAGUGGUACUCUUUAAUUGUCAUGGUAUGCGUGGUAAUCAACAUUUCGUUUACAAUCCUAACAACUUCCAUAUUCUACACGUUGCUACCAGUUUCUGUUUGGAUUGCGAUGUGAGCAGCAAGAUGAUCUUUAUGGACGAAUGUGAAGUAGAGAAGAAAACACAACAAUGGAAGUUUUCUUCUUACAAUGAUACAUUAAUUCUUAAAGAUCUGCAAAAGUUUUUCUAG
This is a messenger RNA of Adineta ricciae, 1665 nucleotides long. NCBI's taxonomy places the organism in Eukaryota, Metazoa, Rotifera, Eurotatoria, Adinetida, Adinetidae. The record is from the annotation of a GenBank genome assembly.